This is a messenger RNA of Penicillium oxalicum, 3726 nucleotides long. RefSeq names its product serine/threonine-protein kinase. Bases 1 to 3726 code for a protein of 1241 amino acids. Gene Ontology annotation, biological process: intracellular signal transduction; protein phosphorylation. Lineage: Eukaryota; Fungi; Ascomycota; Eurotiomycetes; Eurotiales; Aspergillaceae. Gene Ontology annotation, molecular function: ATP binding; protein serine/threonine kinase activity. Gene Ontology annotation, cellular component: cytoplasm. The record is from RefSeq and is a predicted model, not a curated record. The transcript has 5 exons.
AUGGCCGACCACCCAGAAACCUAUCGCAGGCGUCAGCCACUGAGCGACGCCUCCAGUCGGGCCAACUACAACCGAGGCAGCAACGUGGAUGCGUCGGGUGCUCAGAUGGAAGAUGUGUAUCGUUCGAAGGGAAGCGAAUGCACACCUGGUCCGCCAGUAUCAACACCACGCACCAACAGGGCAAACCGGCAGCAAUCAGUGGCGACCGAUUUUCACUCUGAUUCCGUUCGCAACUCCGUCGUUUCGGCUACCUCGUUACUAUCGGGCAAGGGCAAGCGAAAGACACAUGUCGGACCAUGGCAACUCGGACGAACACUUGGCAAGGGAGCCACGGGACGGGUCAGACUGGCAAAACAUGCCAUGACCGGUCAGACAGCCGCCAUCAAGAUUGUAUCAAAGAAGUCGGCUGCCAUGGUGCAAAGUGAGAGCAUCGCCGCCAUGGACCGCAAUGUGAACAAUUUCCCGGGGAAUCCGAGUGCACGACAGAUACCGAGUGGUAUUGAACGAGAAGUGGUGAUUAUGAAGUUGAUUGAACAUCCUAAUGUGAUUAGUCUGUACGAUGUCUGGGAGAACAGAGGAGAGCUGUAUCUCGUCCUCGAGUACGUUGAAGGAGGUGAACUUUUUGACUAUGUCUCCAAUAAUGGGCCCUUGCCCGAAGAAGAAGCGGUCCGUCUGUUUCGUCAGAUUAUUGCUGGCUUGGGCUAUUGCCAUCGGUUCAACAUCUGUCAUCGAGAUUUGAAGCCGGAGAAUAUUCUUCUUGAUGCCAACCAUAACGUCAAGCUGGCGGACUUUGGCAUGGCCGCGCUGCAGCCCGCAGGACACUGGCUCAACACAUCUUGUGGCAGCCCCCACUACGCAGCGCCAGAGAUCAUCUACGGACGCAAGUAUCGCGGUGACAAGGCCGAUAUGUGGAGCUGUGGUAUCAUUUUGUAUGCCCUGCUGACUGGAUAUCUUCCAUUCGAUGGCGGUGAUCUAGCGAACACUCUGCGUCUUGUCAAGAGAGGGGAUUACAUGAUCCCACCUGAGCUGAGUGAUGAGGCAGCAGACCUGAUCCAGAGAAUCCUGCAAAAGCGGCCUGAAGAUCGCAUCACGAUGCAAGAUAUCUGGCUUCAUCCACUGCUCACCAAGUACGAGCAGCUACACAAUGCUAUGGCCGACCAUUAUGUUGGCCCCCCGCCGCCUUUGUCCGUCAAGGAUUGUGGAAACCCUGUCACCUCCCGCCAAGAUGUUGACAUUGAUAUUCUGCGAAAUUUGCAAACCCUUUGGCAUGGGGUCAAGCCUGAUGAUUUGGUGCAAAGACUGCUGUCUUCCGAGCCGACACAUGAGAGAAUGUUUUACAAUGCCUUGGUGAGGUUCCGAGAUGAGCAGCUAGAGAACUAUCAAGGUCAGCCGUUGGAAUACUCAGCCAGUGACUAUCAUCACAUUUCUCGUCCAGGAGACCAAGUGCGGCGAGGACGAAGCAUGUCGAAGAGACAGUCCCAAAUGGCAGCCAUUAAGGAUCUUCAUCGGCGCAUGAGUGCCACGAUUGAGCCAAAGUCCUGUGCCAGUGUCGAAAGCUAUGAUCCUUACAGAUCUCCAAAAGUCAAGACUCCGGGGAAGGAGGCGUCAUAUGCCCAAAUCACAAUUCACAGACCACCGGUUGUCUCUGAGCUGAGAGAAUCCAGUCAGGCCGUGAAGCCUCCACCUUCCAUCGUGGAGGAAAAGGAACUAGAGGAAGCCAGUGAGGCAGGGGCUUCUCCGUUCACUGUUCUGCAAAAGCGAAAACAUAAGUACAGCUCGACGCGGUCUCUUCAAUCGUCCAAGGUACCGCACUCCAGUUCACGACAUCCGGGAUUCUCCACUCGAUCGACAAGCUAUCGACGAAACGUCUCCUUCCACCACAUACGAAACAGAUCCCAAGGCUCGGCAAAGCCAAAGCGUCGCAGGACUAGCCAGACACGGCAACUAGGGGAGCCAGACAUCAAGCGGUCUCCCAGCGUUGCCAGCCUGCAACUGAUGGCCGAUGCACUCGACAUCCCUAGUAGCCCCCCACUACCUGCACAACCAACCGUGGUUCGGGGCGGUGGUCUCAAACCCAGGAUCCAAAGCAAUACAAGAAGUGGUGCAUUGUCCGAUGUAUUCUGGACCGAAGAUGCUCGGAAAGUGUCGAAUGAGCUCAGCAAGAUCUGUGAGGAAGCCUUCAAUGGUAGCUCCCUCAAUACGAUUCGGGUAUCUAGCUCUGUGACCGGCUACGAGACCCCCGCAACCCCAAUGUCCAUUUCGAGUCCAGUGCAACGAUCACUGGCUCCUGCAAAGGAGGACUCAGGUGUUUCUGAGCAAGUUCGGCUUGAGCAAGGUCAAUCAUUUAGCAUUCAGGAAUUGAACGAAACCCGCCGCAAGCUGAUUGAACACAGUACAGGCGGCAAUGACACCAUUCCGGCGUACUUGUCUGGUGUGAUCGGACACCUUGAUCGUUUGAUUGAGGCUGACAAAGGCCAGACUCAGCCUGUCCGAAAUUUUGAAGCGAGCACGUCAACUCUCGUUGAUACUUACAACGGCGGGACAGAAGACACAUCCCUGCCUGUGAUCAGCGAGGAAUUCGCAAGUCCUGUUCGUGGUCCAAGCGAGCAUUACAGCCCGAUGCCGAAGUUGCAAAAGAAGCCCAAAUCUCGCACUCUGGGCCAGACCAAGAAUGGCAAGAACACCAUUCGUCUGGUGCCUCACAGCUCUUUGCCUUCCAUGGAGGAAGUGAAGCCACUGAUGAUACGUAAGAAAGUGCAAAUCAAUGAUUCAGACCCUGUCAACAGUGAUACCGCCGAGUCUGGUCGCCAGUUCUCGCAGGGCUCUCGACAGAGCCGACCACAUGGCGGGUUGGACACCAUUCAGGAAGACCCUGUCUCUCCAAAGACAAAAUCAGCCGAUGGUAAGAAGUGGUCAUGGUUCAAGCAUCGUUCCCAGGUGGUUGAUCACGCACCCGUGCCUUUGGUGAAGGAUCCUGCGCCCCCAAUUCUAGGUAGUGACACAGCGACUAUCAACCCGCCUCAGGAUCUUGUCAGCCAAGAGAUUCCUUCAGGUCUUCCUCCUUGCGAGGAGUCCCGAGGUCCAUCGCGCAAGUCUUCCAUCGAGCGCUUUGGAGGCGGGUUUUUCAAGAAGCUCAUGCACAAGAAAUCCGAUAAAGCCUUGUCCCAGACUGAUACCGGGAGUCCCAAGCCCACGUCGAAGGAGCCUCGACAUUCGGCAAUGCUUUGCAAUAAUUUGCCUGAUCAAGAAAGUUCUCUUGAUUCAGUAACCGCGCCUCAAAGCAAACGCCACUCGAUUGCCAAUCAGAAUUGGUUCGCUCGAGUCUUUCAGAUCAAACCCGCUUCUCGAGUCAUUGCCCUCAAUACAUCGAAAGUCAAGGGGAGGAAGGAGCUUUACAAGAUGCUUCGUGAAUGGGAGGACUAUGGGAUGGAAGAUGUCUAUCUGGACAAAAAUAACAGUGUUGUUCACGGCCGAGUUGGUGCAGCGAAUUUCCUUCGUCUUCGGGAAGUCGAAUUUGUUGCUGAAUUUUACACAGUUCUUGAGAACCGCCGCCAAGCCAACCUUAGUCUUGUCCGGUUCAAACAAGAACGGGGUGCAGCCUCCUCCUUCAACAAGGUCGUCGAUACCGUGUACCUGAUGCUGCAGAAUCGAGGACUUGUCGUUGAAGACCCCAUCCGAGCGAAGAAGAUGGCUCGUGUUCUGGACGGUCUUCCAGAUUUGCCCUAA